CCAGACAGCCAAAAUCCUUCCCCAUUCGGCACUGUAAGAAAGAGAGAGGCACCACCGUGGACCGCGCCACUCCACCAUCUCCACCGGCAGCCGCAACCCAACACCUCCUCCACCAGUCGGAACCACCUCCAUCGCCACCUCCAUCGCCGUACAUUCUCUCACCACCGGAGCAGUCAUCACCACCGGCUAUCACCACCACAGGAGCCAUCUCCACUGCCGUACACUACCACCUUUCGACCGAGCCGCCGCCGAUCCGACCCGUCCUGAAAUCUCUCCGAAAACUAUUUCGCCGGACGAGAGGUUCUGAAAUUGCUCAAGUGUUCAUUAGCAUCAAGGACGCCUUUUUCUGACUCCAUAUUGGAACAUCCCUUCAGUAAGACAAAGCCCAUGAUUAAUUAUGGACAGUAUGGACCGAGGAUGAUGAAUCUAUCUCAAAGAGACGUGGACACAAGCAAUAAGGAUGAAAAAGAUAAACUUGAAGCUUAUCAUAAACAGAUCGAAGAAUAGGGCGCUGUAUGCAGAAGUUGAAGAGAAUUUUGUGAAUCUCCUAUACAGUUUCUUCUCAUUUCCAAUUGGUUAUAUCUUUAAGAAAUUUCCUUAUUUGUCCUUCAAGGGAUGCCUGGGCAAUUUAUACAAGAGUGUCCAAGAUUUUGAUGUCAACAAGUUCUACAAAUCAGAGGAGAUGAAGUCAAUUCUACUCGAUCCAAAACUAGCCCCUGGUACCUCAUAUGACAACAAACUAAUUGGUAUUGAAGUUGGAAACCUGUCAUGGUCGACUCUUUCUUCCCUAUUCAAAAUUGAAUGCAUUCAUUUGAGUUCAGAGUCCCCUCCGCAGGAAGUUAAAAUUGGUGGCAGACUAGUGAAAGGACCGUCUAUGUUCAUGGUGACGGAUAGUUUAUCGAUAGAACCUUUAUCUCCUAUCUCAGGCAUAUCUCUUAUCAACCGAUUAAAGGUACCUCUCAGCGACAUUCAGGAAUUGGAGGUGAAUAUGGGUGAGGAGGAGACUUUGCGUCUCUUGGUGGCUUCGUUGGUGUCGAGAUCUGCAUUGACUGAUGCUUUUGUGCCCAAGGAGACGAAGCAAGAAACCUGAGGUAAAACAGCGUUGUCUGAUUGUCUCUAUGCCAGCAGAGAGGAAGAAACUCUGGUGUUUGCCUAUAAGCCUAUGUUCUAGUGCAACAAUGCAAACUUGCUUUAUUAGCAUUGAUAUUCUAAUCCGCAGCUGAUGUAAGACCUAUUUGUAUUCUUUGCUUUCCUUUUUUGUUUUUUUUUUUGUUUUUGGUUUUGUGAGACCCUUUUGUGUGGUUUUGUCUAAUUUGGAGAGACUAUUGUGUGGCAAUGGUGUUAGGGUAUGGUCUGAA
This is a messenger RNA of Rhododendron vialii, 1358 nucleotides long. RefSeq lists its product as uncharacterized. The coding region runs from base 461 to 1090 and encodes 209 amino acids. NCBI's taxonomy places the organism in Eukaryota, Viridiplantae, Streptophyta, Magnoliopsida, Ericales, Ericaceae. The transcript has 3 exons. The record is from RefSeq and is a predicted model, not a curated record.